Molecule: messenger RNA, 3758 nt
Organism: Mastomys coucha (southern multimammate mouse)
Lineage: Eukaryota; Metazoa; Chordata; Mammalia; Rodentia; Muridae
Gene: Kctd3
Product: potassium channel tetramerization domain containing 3
Exons: 18
Coding region: 243-2732 (829 amino acids)
Biological process (GO): protein homooligomerization
Molecular function (GO): protein binding
Source: RefSeq, a predicted model, not a curated record
GGCUUUAUGUCCCUCGCGGCGACCCGUCCUCCAGACGGUUGUGGCGGCCGCCAUGGAGGCCAGCGGGCCCUGAGGAGAAGCCGGGCUGGGCCGGCGGCCUGCAGCCACGAGCGGCGGAGGCGGCGAGCACGCAGCGGGGGAGGCAGGCGCGAGCCGGGACGCUGCGGGAGGCUCGGCGUUCCGAGUGUGCUCCGGCCGGCGAGCCGCCGCUCCUGGCUCUGGCCCCGGCUCCGGCCGCAGACAUGGCGGGCGGGCACUGCGGCAGCUUCGCCGCGGCGGCGGCCAGCAGCGGGGAGAUCGUGCAGCUGAAUGUGGGGGGGACCAGAUUCAGUACCUCAAGACAGACCCUUAUGUGGAUUCCAGAUUCUUUUUUUUCCAGUUUGCUGAGUGGAAGAAUUUCAACACUUCGGGAUGAAACUGGUGCUAUAUUUAUUGAUAGGGACCCAGCAGCAUUUGCCCCCAUUUUAAAUUUUCUUCGGACAAAAGAACUCGACUUAAGGGGAGUCAGCAUCAACGUUCUCAGACACGAGGCAGAGUUUUAUGGGAUCACUCCACUAGUGCGGAGGCUGCUGCUGUGUGAGGAGCUCGAGAGGUCGUCCUGUGGCAGCGUCCUGUUCCACGGCUACUUGCCCCCGCCAGGCAUUCCCAGUCGUAAAGCGGCUAACACAGCUAGGUCCUCUGUGGACAGGAAUGGACUAAAUCCUAUGGACGGCGAAGCCCGGGGAAGCGCCAUGCAGCCUGUGCUUGCUGCAAAUGGAGAAGACACUAUUAGGCUGGGAGUUCCAGUGGAUCCACGAAAGGUGCUAAUAGUUGCCGGCCACCACAACUGGAUCGUAGCUGCUUACGCGCAUUUCGCUGUGUGUUACAGAAUCAAAGAGUCUUCAGGGUGGCAGCAAGUGUUUACAAGCCCGUACCUGGACUGGACCAUUGAACGGGUGGCUUUAAAUGCAAAGGUGGUUGGAGGUCCUCAUGGAGACAAGGACAAAAUGGUGGCAGUCGCCUCAGAGAGCAGCAUCAUCCUGUGGAGUGUUCAGGAUGGAGGAAGCGGGAGUGAGAUUGGUGUGUUCAGCCUCGGUGUUCCUGUAGACGCUCUCUUCUUCAUUGGGAACCAGCUGGUGGCCACAAGUCACACAGGGAAAGUGGGUGUGUGGAAUGCUGUCACACAGCACUGGCAGGUGCAGGAUGUUGUCCCCAUAACCAGCUACGACACUGCAGGCUCCUUCCUCCUCCUCGGAUGCAACAACGGAUCAAUAUAUUACAUAGACAUGCAGAAGUUCCCGCUGCGGAUGAAGGAUAACGACCUCCUUGUCACUGAGCUCUAUCACGACCCUUCCAACGACGCCAUCACCGCACUGAGUGUCUACCUCACCCCCAAAACAAGUGUCAGCGGAAACUGGAUUGAGAUCGCCUACGGUACAAGCUCUGGAGCUGUGCGAGUGAUUGUGCAGCACCCAGAGACGGUCGGCUCCGGGCCUCAGCUCUUCCAGACCUUCACCGUUCACCGCAGCCCCGUGACCAAGAUCAUGCUGUCAGAGAAGCACCUGGUGUCAGUGUGUGCCGACAACAACCACGUCCGCACCUGGACAGUGACACGGUUCAGAGGCAUGAUCUCUACACAGCCAGGCUCCACUCCCUUAGCGUCCUUCAAGAUCCUGUCCUUGGAGGAGACAGAGAGCCAUGGCAGCUAUUCCUCUGGAAAUGACAUCGGGCCUUUUGGAGAACGAGAUGAUCAGCAAGUGUUCAUCCAGAAAGUUGUUCCCAUCACCAACAAGCUGUUUGUCAGGCUGUCAUCGACUGGAAAAAGAAUAUGUGAGAUCCAGGCUGUAGACUGUACUACAAUCUCCUCGUUCACGGUGAGAGAGUGCGAGGGCUCCAGCAGGAUGGGCUCCCGGCCGCGGCGCUACCUGUUCACUGGCCACACCAACGGCAGCAUCCAGAUGUGGGACCUGACCACAGCCAUGGAUAUGGUCAACAAGACUGAGGACAAGGAUGCAGGUGGCCCCACUGAGGAGGAGCUGCUCAAGCUGCUGGACCAGUGUGAUCUGAGCACGUCCCGCUGCGCCACUCCCAACAUCAGCCCGGCCACCUCUGUGCUGCAGCACAGCCGCCUUCGAGAGUCCAGCUCCAGCCUUCAGCUCCAGCACCACGACACCAUCCAUGAAGCAGCCACCUAUGGUGCCACACGGCCUUACCGAGAGAGCCCGGAUGCAGCCACCUAUGGUGCCACGCGCCCUUACCGAGAGAGCCCUUUGUUAGCCAGAGCAAGGAGGACUGAGAGUUUCCACAGCUACAGGGACUUCCAGACUCUUAAUCUGAACAGAAACGUAGAGAGACCUGUCUCUGAAAAUGGUCAUAUGGGCCCAGCCCAGGCUGAGGUGAAGGGGGCAGCAGGGGAGUGCGCUGUGUCUGAGAGGAAGUCCCCUGGGACAGAUGUAAGAUGUGUGCGAGAGUCCGAUGGGGGGUUGGAGGUGCAUAGAAUCACAGAAGGUUUAUCUGAGCCCAAGAAAAGGUCAGCAGACGAUGAAAGUGAGCAUAAGGUGGAGUUCCGGAAGAAAGGAUUUGAAGCAGGAGGAUUCCUUGGGAGAAAGAAAGUCCCCUAUCUGGCAUCCUCACCAAGCACCUCUGAUGGAGGGACCGACUCUCCUGGUACAGCAUCCCCGUCUCCAACCAAGACCACUCCAUCACCUCGGCACAAAAAGAGCGAUUCCUCUGGCCAAGAGUACAGCUUGUGAGCUCACCCAAGUGCAUGAGAGUUUUUCUAAAUCUACAUGAAAAGCAAAAUUUCCUGGGUUUCAGUACCUUGGCUUUUACAUCACAGCUCUGCAGGUCAGUUUGACCUGUUCAGUGUUUUCUGGGCCAAGGGAGGCUCCUGAGCAGGGCAGAGCACUCUAUCCUGGGGUGCAGGGACGAGGGCCGCACAGCUCGGGUGCAGCUCUAGUCCUGCGGGCACAUGGAGCAUCAGUGUGUGAGCAGGAGUCACUGCCAUGCUGCCCUCCCUGCUGGUGUUGUGUGUACCGUUAGAGCAUGUGAGGCAGCGGGCAGUUCCUAAUGCAGUUGCCCAAGGCCUGUCUAGCAGUGGUACCUUACAGUUAAUCUCAUAAUCUUGGAACUUGGGCUCCAACCCUUGUGAUUGCAGAGUGUUUACUAGGAUACAUAAUGAGGUGCUAUGUUGUAAAGUCUCUGUAACUCAGAACACUAUCGUUGGGCCCUGGCCCACUGUGCACUACGUCUUUAGGCUUGUUUAUUUCCUUGUGGGUCAUUUUCUGAUUCUUGUUGUUGGGAGUCAAUAUAGCAUGUGUCACCAGUGUUUGGUUGGUACCCAAGUCCUUCCAAUGGGAACAACGUCUGUUUGAAUAGGUGAAAUAAUAAUGGCGGGAAUCUGGGUGCUCACAAGGGAACCCCCUGUUGCUGCUCCAGCUACUUGAGGAGCCACUGUGCUUCUGCAGAGUCUCACAGGAUUGGAGUUCUGGAUAUGGAGUUAAAUGCUUCAAUAUGUAAAAAUGUUGUUUUGGCUUUAUUUUGAACUCUGGGAGCAAAAGAAAAAGAUUUGUACAUUUUCUUCAUUUAAUCAGAAUGGUUUAUAUAUUUCUGCAAAUGGAGAAAAUGUAAAUUUAAACCCAUGAGCAUUAAAUAAGUGAAUGAUGUAUAUUUCCCAUUCUCAGAAGUAUAAUGAAGUUGGAAUAAAUUCUUUAAAGUUUACUAUAUUGCCAGUGGUUUCACACAAAUUCCCAUGUAUUUAUUUGUCGAUUAAAUCAAGU